Molecule: messenger RNA, 867 nt
Organism: Coffea arabica (coffee)
Lineage: Eukaryota; Viridiplantae; Streptophyta; Magnoliopsida; Gentianales; Rubiaceae
Product: UPF0481 protein At3g47200-like
Source: RefSeq, a predicted model, not a curated record
AUGCUUUGGCUACGCACAGCCACUAAGAAUGACCUUAUAUUAUUUGAGAAUCAGUUGCCCUUUGUUGUCCUGCAGAAACUGUUCGAUAUGACCAAGUCAUCGCGAAGCGAAGAAGAGAACCUUAUUGACCUAGCUAUUGCUCUCCCUCUAUUCUUCAACUUGCCUCAUCGAGAUCUAAAUUCUCAUCCUACAAACUUCGCACAUGAUGAGGCGGUUCAUCUUCUUGGCCUCGUGCACAAAAUUCUGUCUGCCUCAUUUUCUGAAACACUUACUUCAACCACUUAUUCCAAUACUACACACUCAUCUCUGUUCCUAAAAUCAGCUGGUGAGCUCCGACAAAGUGGAAUCAAGUUCGAGAAGGCAGCGGAUGGUAAAUCCUCGUUUCAUAUCACUUUCGAAAAUGGUGUACUUAAAAUCCCUCCUCUAUAUGUGGGUGAUUCUACAGAAUCCGUCUUCAGAAACUUGAUUGCAUAUGAAGAGUAUAUGUCUAAUCCAUUUGAGACAUGGAGGUGUAUAAGUGAUUACAUAUUCUUCAUAGAUUUUCUCAUAGAUUCCCCAUCCAAUGUUGAAACGCUUCGCAGCCAUGAUAUCAUCGAGAAUCUGUUAGGUAGUGAUGAAGCACUCUCUACAAUGUUUAACAAGCUAUGCAAACAUGUCAAUGUUGGCCAGAGAUUCUGUUACACCAGAAUUUUUUAUGAUGUGGACAAGUACUCUCGCAAGCGCUGGCAUAUUUGGAGGGCGCACCUGGUGAGGAAAUAUUUUAAUAACUCGUGGUCUUUCAUUGCGUUUCUGGCUGCAAGUGCCUUGCUUCUCCUAGCAACUGUGCAGGCCAUAUUUUCCAUCCUACAGUAUACGAAACAGAAGUAA